UUAACCCGGGAGCAAAUCCUUCGAUACGAGAGAAACCAACGUGCGCACGGGCGGGUCCACACGAGGGGUCCCGCCGAGCUGAAAGAAAGCAGCCUCGGCGCUCGGUUUCCGAUAGGUGCGGAGGGACCGGGCCUGCCAACUCCGCGCGGCAGAAGACGAGCAGCAAAGCGCUGCCGCCUUCGCCGAACGUUCCCAACUGGCUGCCACCGCCGGUCGCCCCUCUCUUGGGUAGCCGUCAUGCCGGGCAUGAUGGAGAAAGGAGCCGAGCUCCUGGUGGGCGCCAAGAGCAGGGCGGCCCCCAACGGCACCAAGAACGGCGGUGGCGGCAGCAGCCCCGGUUCCAACGGGAACUUUUUCGAGCCGGAAAGCGGCGGUGGCGGCGGCGGUGACAGCGGCGACGAGCACGAUGUAGGAAUGAGGGUCGGAGCAGACUAUCAAGCUCGCAUCCCUGACUUUGAUCCUGGAGCUACAAAAUACACAGAUAAAGACAAUGGAGGAAUGCUUGUGUGGUCUCCUUAUCAUAGUAUUUCUGAUGCCAAAUUGGAUGAAUACAUUGCUAUAGCAAAGGAAAAACAUGGAUACAAUGUGGAACAGGCACUUGGCAUGUUGUUCUGGCAUAAGCACAACAUUGAGAAAUCCCUUGCAGAUCUCCCGAAUUUUACUCCUUUUCCAGAUGAAUGGACGGUUGAAGAUAAAGUCCUUUUUGAACAAGCAUUCAGUUUCCAUGGAAAAAGCUUUCACAGAAUUCAACAAAUGCUUCCAGACAAGACUAUUGCAAGCCUUGUAAAAUAUUACUAUUCCUGGAAGAAAACACGUUCUAGAACAAGUUUAAUGGACCGCCAGGCUAGAAAACUAGCUAAUAGAAAUACUCAAGGUGAUAGCGAUGAUGAAGUUGAAGAACCUCACCCUAUGGAUGGAAAUGAUAGUGAUUAUGAUCCCAAAAAGGAAAGUAAAAAAGAGGGGAAUCAUGAGCAGCCUGUGCAGUCCAGCAAAAUAGGAUUAGGUAGAAGAGAAUAUCAAAGUUUGCAACAUCGUCAUCAUUCUCAGCGCUCUAAAUGCCGUCCUCCAAAAGGCAUGUACUUAACUCAAGAAGACGUGGUAGCAGUUUCAUGUAGCCCCAACGCCGCCAAUACACUUCUUAGGCAGCUGGAUAUGGAGUUGAUCUCACUGAAGCGACAGGUCCAGAAUGCUAAACAAGUAAACAGUGCACUUAAGCAGAAAAUUGAAGGUGGAAUAGAUGAAUUCAAACCUCCUGAGACAAAUCAAAAAAUAAAUGCCCGUUGGACAACAGAAGAACAACUUCUUGCAGUUCAAGGUGUCCGCAAAUAUGGUAAAGAUUUUCAAGCUAUUGCUGAUGUAAUUGGCAAUAAGACUGUUGGUCAAGUGAAGAACUUCUUUGUAAACUACAGGCGUCGUUUUAACUUAGAGGAGGUAUUGCAGGAGUGGGAAGCAGAACAAGGAACCCUGGCUUCUAAUGGUGAUGCUUCUGCUUUAGGGGAGGACACAAAAAACACUAAUGUGUCAUCAGGAAAAAGUACAGAUGAAGAAGAUGAGGCCCAGAUCCCACAGACUCCUCAUUGUGUAGGGUCUUCUCCACCAGCCCAGGCAUCUACUCCAACACCAGUAACCCCUGUAACAACUUUGAACCAGCCUCCUCCACUGCUUCGUCCCACCCUUCCGGCUGCUCCAGCUCUUCAUCGUCAGCCUCCACCACUACAGCAACAAGCUCGAUUUAUUCAACCAAGGCCAACCCUAAACCAGCCCCCUCCACCACUCAUCCGUCCAGCUAAUUCCAUGCCUCCUCGCCUAAACCCAAGACCAGCACUGUCCUCCACUGGCGGGCCACAGCCACCUUCACUUAUUGGAAUCCAGACAGAAUCACAGUCCCCGCUGCAUUAAACAAAUAGAACAGAACUAUGGUAAUUAAAGUAGUAUCAGUGUUUAUUCUCCUCAGCUAAUGAAGAGGUGAAGGAAGGGAAAGCAAGCUUUCCACAAUAUUGAACUGUCACAAAGAAGAAGGUGGAAAUGGAUAUGUAACAUGUGAACGAUCUUCUGAGUGAGAGAAACUUCAGUGCAGUAGAUUAUUACAAAGAAAACCAUGUCUACAAAGUCAGCAUUUUACAAAGCUAACUUCUUUUUAAAAAAGAAAAAGAAAAAAAAAUUCACUGCACUAUGACUUCAACUGAUUUUUAGUCUAUUUAUUUUAUAAAAUCCUUUGUAUUCAACUUCAUGAAAGUAAACCAUCUGGAUAGUGUAAGAGUUUCAAUUUAAGAUUCAAACAGGGCUGUAAAUGUGAUAAACUGGGGAAAUUAUUUUUACAUUUUCCUAUGUUAGGAGCGCAAGUAUUAUUGAUAAGCCAUUCAGAUUUUGACAGAUACCACCACUUCUUACAUUUUUCUAGGCUUGUAUUUUCUAUAUUUCUUCAUAAAGUACUUUUCUUCAAUCUACUUGUUGGAAAAGUCUUGAAGAAUGCAAAGCUAAGGUACUAAAGAGGUUCAACUAUAUAUAUGGUCUUCUGAUACUGGAAACAUGACUUGCUAAUGCAAACUCUAUGAUAGACAGCAACUGAGCUACCAUUUGCAUCCAACACUAGUAGCCAAAUGGCUAACAAAGUCACAGUUGUCUUCUUUUUAAUAAACUUUGUAGUACUACUUCUUACCUGAAAUUUUAUUCUAUUAAGUUCUGGAAAUAAUUUAGCAAGGAGUGCUGAAUUCCAUACAUAUAGGGGCAUAGUGAAACAGUCAAAUAUUAAGAAUGUUUCCUGCUUCAUUUCUUGGGAUAUCUCAGUCUCUUUUUGCUGUUCCUUGCCAGUGCAUGUCCCCUCUUUUUUUUUCUUGGUAUCAAAAAAGAUGCCAACUCAUGCUUAAUCAGUUGGAGUUUAACUGUUUAUCAUCAAAGUGACAUGCUUUUAAUUUUGAGCAAGAAAUACCAAGCAAUGAAAAUCUAUUUUCUGAAAGAUGUGCAUCUCUUUAAUACAGCUGACUUCCCCACUUCUUACUAAAGCAACAGUGUUUUAACUUUAAAAGUUAAAAUUCGGGAUGAUUUCAUGUAUAGCAAAGCUGUACUGGUCUCAUGUACUGCAUUUUACAGCUCAAAUAUCAAAAUUUUUAGACUAACACCUUAUCAUGAUUAAGGUAUUAAAUAAUUUGCCCAUUUCAUGGUCUUAAUUUUUUAAAAUUCUUAAUUUAAAUCAAAUUUCAUUUGUAGUAUAUUAAAUAGAAAUCUCUUCAAUGGAUGUCUCUUGUACAUUAUCUGUAUCCAACCAGAGUGUUUGGUUUUUAAUACUGGCUUUUCAGUGGGGGUGGGUGGAAGCAUCACUAUCCCUUGUCAUAAUUCUUGGUACUUCACUAUAUUUGACCUUUGGUUCCAAUGUCAAUAUUAAUCCACUGGAAUUCUUCCAAUCUGCCAUAGUCCUGUUUGUGCAUUUUGGCAUAACUCUCUAAAUACCAAACUAUUAACAAUGCAUCUUCAAUAUUUAAAUAUGUAGAUCAGGUUUCCCAGUGACUGUAUUGUCUUUUUUUUUUUUUUUUGGCUAACUUUUGUCUUGUCUCUUGUUGCUAGAACUUCAGUAUGCAGAAGAUUGGGUGCUGCCAUUUAAAUGGCAAUUUUAGACUAUCGAAACUAUAACUGGGCACUUGUGUGUUUGGGUAUGAUGGUAUAGUAUGUAGUAUAAUACUGCUUUACAUACGCUAUGCCACACAGUGACAAAAUGUUUAGCAUUUGUAGUACUGAAUAUGUACAUAGCAAAAUGUUGUCCUUUAAAAAAUUGUGUGCUUUCCAGAUUAUGUGCAUACAGCUUGCACGUCCUGUUUUGGGUAGGGGGUUGUGUUAAGCAGUGUUUUUGCCUGGAGGAGUGAAAUGCUUGCUGCUUAAUCAAAGAAUUAAAGUUUCCAAGGAAUCUGUGUCUAUUUUUAUGUACCUUGUAAUGGUUUAAGAUACUUAGGCCCUAUACUGUGAUUCUCUUCUAAAUUCAUUUAUAUUUUUUUAAUGAUUAGAAAUAAAACUAUACAAUUUUUUUUCAUUUCAAAGAAGUUUUCUUUUUGGGCAAUAUUAUAAAAAUCUAGUUUGACUUUGUACCAUUUCUACAAACCAUAAUCUUCAUCUUGGUUUAUUUUUGUCACUUUAUGAAAUGUAAAAAAAAUUUGCACUCCCUUUUAAGUUGGGCAAAAAUUUAUUUCUUACAGUGGUUAUGACAAAUGUAACUUUGCAUCUUCUUUUUAUGUACAGUUUUCAGUUACAAUAAAGAAAUAUAAAAACUUUUAAAUGAAUGGCCAUCUAUAAGGCCUAUGUGUAUAUUUGGAGAAAACAUUUCUAGGCUGAAUUAUUACGUGGUUGGAAAAGAGGUUUGUGACUAUAUAUGCAGACACCAGAUACUUCAAUUAUAAAUUAAAAAUGAUGGAACAGUAAAUUCUUGAUACUGCAGUUAUAAUAUAUUCUUAAACAGGAAAAACGUAAUGCCUGUAAGACAGGUAUAUGGGACACACAUUGUAUAGCUUUUAGAAUAUAGGAUUACAUAAUUUUGAAAUGGUUAGAUGUACUCUUUGAUCCAUUAAUCUGUCACAUCUGAAUAACAUAUAUAAUAAUAAUAAAAAUCAAAGAUUAUAGAAAAGUAUAAACUAUUCUGAGGUUAAGGUAAUUGAUAAAAGUUAAGAAUACAUUUAGAACAAUCUUGAACGUUCCCAAAAUAUUUUUUGUCUAAGCAUAGAAAGACUUCCAUCAAAUAGCUUUCUAAUACUCCCGAGCAAAUCAUUCAAAGACUUGUGGCAAUCUUGGGUUUACAAAUUCAUUUGCAGCACACAUUUCUUUUUCAUAUUUUGCUUUCUAUAUUCUAUCUUCUCUCAAAGAUACUGAAGCUAACAUGUAUAAUCUCUGAUCAUUAUGCAAAUAGAUUUUAAAAAGAAGAGAAAAUUGAAAUAAUAAAAAAAUGUUGUGUUAUC
Molecule: messenger RNA, 4937 nt
Organism: Notechis scutatus (mainland tiger snake)
Lineage: Eukaryota; Metazoa; Chordata; Lepidosauria; Squamata; Elapidae
Gene: RCOR3
Product: REST corepressor 3
Biological process (GO): negative regulation of DNA-templated transcription; regulation of transcription by RNA polymerase II
Cellular component (GO): histone deacetylase complex; transcription regulator complex
Molecular function (GO): transcription corepressor activity
Source: RefSeq, a predicted model, not a curated record